Uranotaenia lowii is the source of this 2564-nucleotide messenger RNA. RefSeq lists its product as uncharacterized. The coding region runs from base 158 to 2554 and encodes 798 amino acids. NCBI's taxonomy places the organism in Eukaryota, Metazoa, Arthropoda, Insecta, Diptera, Culicidae. Gene Ontology annotation, molecular function: protein-lysine N-methyltransferase activity; p53 binding; zinc ion binding. The transcript has 2 exons. The record is from RefSeq and is a predicted model, not a curated record.
AUGAAGAAAGGUUGAUUAUCAAAAGUGUUGAAAAUUGAUUUUUUCAGUUUUAGUAUUAGAAUCAAACGAAAAGUACAAAAACAUCUUUAGUAUUCUUGUACCAUUCUUCAAUUCAGUAUGCUUGCAUUACCAAAGAACUAGAAUAAGUGCUUCAAAGAUGAAUUUUAUUGAUAAUUUAUUGAAUCAAAUGUCAUCCACAUUCAAUCAGCAAUUAGAGCUGCCGAAACAAGCUGAAAUUUCUAUGGACGAGACCUUCAAAUGGCGUGCACUGAAAAACAAUCAAUUUGCGAGUCGAUCCAAAGGUACCCGUAGCUUAAAAGACAAACCUGAACCUGAAAACAGUGAAUUAUCAGAAGCACCAUGCAUCAGUGACAAAAAUGAAAUAACUGCUUGUGCUAUGAUUGAAAAUUUAAUUGACUCUACUGUUCAAAUAAGUGAUACUAAUGUGGAAAUUGAAAUUGCCAAGGACAUAAGUGGAGAUGAGAUUCGUGAAGCUGUUGCGGCUUUCCAGGUUUCGACUGAAUUUUUAUAUCACGACCACAGCAGAACCACAAGAGAAGUAAUUAUUUCCAACGGAAGUGAUUCUUUGCCAGUGAAUAGUGAGCAAAUUUCAUAUCCUGCAAUUGUUGAUAAACAUGACGAAAGAAUCUUGGCAACUGAAUCUUGUUCAAUCGAUCAAAACAUUGAUAAAACCAAAAUCCAUUCAGAAGGAGACAAAGAUCAAAUCACAGUUCCAAAGCCGACGGAUCAAAUAAUCAGUCAGAUGUCUUCCACUUUCAAUAUUCCCAAUGAACUGAUCUCGAAUAGUACACCCGUUAAGGGAAAUUCUAAAAGGUAUGGUAGAAUUCAUGGUAAAUUGGAGCAUAAACAUAAAGCAACAUCAACUUCAAAACUGUCAAAAGAGGUCAUUCGAAGAUCUAAUCGACUGAAUAACAAGGAAUUGUUCACUGAUGCCAAAGAAAAAUUGCAAGGAGAAAAUUCAAUCAAAAAUCAAACAAUACAUGAUCGUUCUCAACACUCUAUUAAUAAUCGAAAUAUCAAAAGCAUCAGGACGGUCAUGAAGAAUACACCACGAAGCAAAAUCGAAAGCAGCAUGAAAAAUCAAACUCGAAGCAAUAAUUUACCAAUCUCCGUGUCAUGCAGCCCAGAAAACUCUAUAAUAAUUAAACCAUAUGAUCCAUCAACUGAUAGAGAUAAUAAAGAAACCCAGCAUGCAGAGUUGAAGAUAAACCAUGAUCAAUGUACACCAGUUAUAGCUAUCAAAUCGCAACAUAUAAAUAACAAAAGCAUGAAAAAGGCGAUUUUAAGAAGAAGGUGUAAAAUGAGAUCUAUGAAACAAAUACGAUCAAAGCAUCCGAGAACUAAAGCUAUAAUUACGGAACGCAAACGGAAAACCCUAAAAGAAAACGAAUCAAGUAUUUCCAAAGAUAAUAAAAAAUCUCCACUUCUCCGUGGUCGUCUAUCAAGACCUAUAAAAUUAUCUGCUAAAAUAUUAGCUAACAGUGAAUUAAGACAAGGUUUCGAAUUGCAAAACUCCGUCAGAUUGAGUCUGAACACUGAUCUUGUGCAGGCACAAACUUUGCCAGAAAUACCUAAAGAAUUCGCUUCGUCCAAGCCCAAAACUCCGAAAUCUACUAAUAAGUCAUCAUCCAUCAAUUCUGCGGAGUUAGAAGACUUUGGAUCUACACCUACAGCUAUAAGCACUGCUCCAUUAUCCGCCGAAGAAUACACACAAGUUCUAGGAAAAAAUGAUCAUGUCCAGUCCAUCACUGUAGAUUCUUGUCAUUCUAAGGAUGACAACCAAAACGCUAGUACAGAUAACCUUGAAUUGAAAGAAAAACACUUUUUGAUGCUUGGACUUGUUAGAAGUCACACCAUAGAAAAAUCAUUGAACGCUAGUAACGCAGUUAUUAAGUGUGAAGAUUCAAAUAUCGCAAACAAAGCAAUGGACAAAAGUUGUCCAACAUUUGGCAACAAAAAAGGCAAUAAUAGCAGAUCACCAAUCAUUCAAAUGAAAAACUCAAAUUCUAGUCAAAAGAAAUCCAACCUAACUAAUGUCAGCCAUAAUGAUUAUCAUCCUAUGGUUAUCUUACCGCCUGAUUAUCAAUCAAAGCAUAUAUGCUAUUGUCGAAAACGUACUAGAUACUUCACAACAAAGACCAAAAGUCGUACUUUUUGCACGGCCACAGACAGCGUAGAUGGUGAAAUUUUCGGUUGCCGCAAUCUACUAAAUGGAGACCUUCUGAACCUUCUUCGUCCCAGUAAAGAAACCAGCUAUCAGUUGUUUUGCAACGCUCAUCAUCGAAGAUUUAGGAACCACGGAUGCUGUCCUUUCUGUGGAGUGUUUUGCUUACAGGGAGAUUUUGGACUUUGCUUCAAUAAGCAUCUGUUUCAUUGGGAAUGUGCUGAAAGACUUGCAGUACCUUCCAAAUUUAGCGCAGUCCUUCCUGAAGCCAUUUAUCAAUGUCCUCACUGUGGACUAGAAAGUCAUAAAAGUAAGUAUACAUUCAAGGUUCAGCUUCCAACAGAAUUUAAGAUCAUCUCCCAAAGAUAAUAUAAUUUAA